CCUUCAACAAUUGAGUCAUGUAAUUUUUUAACAACAGCUUAAAAGUAUUAUUUCGCAGCCCGCCUGUCGCAGUCUAAAUUGUGUCAGAGACGAAUUAAAAUCGCAAUGAAGCUUUAUGUAAUAGUGCUGCUCUUCGCCGCCUGUAUCAGCGCGGAUGACGAUGGCGAGGAGAACUUCUACGACCGACUGCAAGAUCUGGUCAAGUCCAAGUGCGCAGCUAAUGCCGGAGAAGAGGAAGCUGAAAAGGCGAUAGACGCUCUGGACACAUUCCAAAGGCAAUGGCAAGUGGCGCCCCCAACUGAAAACCUGUACGGGGUCGCGUUUUACAACUACUGCGUGACUAACGCCAAAAAUUUCACCACGUAUCUGCUAACAGCAGUAGACGCGAUAAUGCCCUGCCUCUCUUCGGAGGAAGAGUACCUGAAACCGUUCAUCAUUACCACCUACGGCGACUACAACCAACACCUGUGCAAGUUCAUGGAGUUGCUAACCGUCUCCGAAUCCAAGAAGAGAUACAAAAACAAGUGCGACGAAAUCAUGAGCGAUAACCCCGAGCUCGAUCCCCUUCGCGAGUGUUACAAGGAGUCGACGGUUUUCGGGGAGAACGCCACCGCAACUACCAUAUCAAAGCAAAAGCUCUGCGAGGACCUCCAAGAUAUCCGCUGCUGCUACGACAAGAUCUUCAAGGAGAACUGUCCCGAGAUACCCGAGUACACCGACCUGAAACAGGUGCUCCUCGCCCAGGGUCUCGCCCAAUGCGCCGACGAGCUCGCGAGCAGCGAGGAGGAGAGUUCCGAGAGAAAUUCCGAGUGAUUCUCUCGACGCUUAUAAUACCACUACUUGUAAACGGCCUCGAAAAUAAAGGGUACGCAGUAUUUUAA
Molecule: messenger RNA, 881 nt
Organism: Photinus pyralis (common eastern firefly)
Lineage: Eukaryota; Metazoa; Arthropoda; Insecta; Coleoptera; Lampyridae
Exons: 5
Coding region: 106-813 (235 amino acids)
Source: RefSeq, a predicted model, not a curated record